AUGGCCUCUGCAAAUGACAAUGCAGACAAUGCAGCACCUCUCUUUACUGCAGUCUCAGGUUCUGCCCGACAGCUCUUUCAGCUUCUUCGCUGCAUCAAUUUCGUCUCCAAAAGUCAUGUUCAGAUUACAAAGGAAGGGCUACGCUUCACAACGGAAGAGUCCCAAGUAAUGCAAGGUAUCGCCUUCCUUGACAAAGCACUAUUUACGGCAUAUACGUACUCUCCUCCCGCCCACGAAGACACUGAAGAUUUUGAGCCAGCUCCCUUUCAAAUAUCUCUUUCAUCUCUUCUCGAAACCCUUCAAAUACUCGGCAUCUACGAAAGCAAGGAUCGCUGGUCCAACCGUGACUCAAAUUACAAUGGCAUCAACGGCUUCUCUUCACGCGGUGGACCAACCGGAGCUUUCGACAACCGCAUCCUGGGUAUGAAUGGUAUUUGCCGCUUAAGCUAUGCUGCUGCAGGCGAGCCUCUAUGCAUCAUCUUGGAAGAAACUGGAGUGACAACAACGUGCAACUUAGUCACAUACGAACCCGAAUUCCAGGAGGAGAUCCCGUUACAGAAAGACGCCAUAGCACAGAAAAUCAUAAUGCGGGCAGGCUGGCUGCACGAUGCUAUUAACGAGCUCUCGUCUACAUCUCCUACACGGCUGACUAUUGUCUCUUCUCCUACGGCGCCAUAUUUUACGCUUUCGUCUAGCGGGCCACUGGGCUCGGCAACUGUUGAGUUCAGCAAAGAUCCCCAGCUGCUUGAGACAUUCCAGGUACCGAGAAGGACAGUGAACACAUACAAAUACUCGCUCAUCAAAGGUGCGAGUAGAGCCAUGGCCAUCGCAUCUAAGGUUAGUAUCAGAAAUGACGAACAGGGAGUGCUGAGCCUGCAAUUCAUGAUCGAGGUAGAAGGUGGAGGCUUCAGCUUUGUGGACUUUCGUUUUGUACCCUUUAUACCUGAAGAGGGCGAAGGUGAAGAGGAGAGCGAAGUUGGUGAAGCAGAGCGUUUCGAGUAA
Molecule: messenger RNA, 1002 nt
Organism: Letharia columbiana
Lineage: Eukaryota; Fungi; Ascomycota; Lecanoromycetes; Lecanorales; Parmeliaceae
Exons: 2
Coding region: 1-1002 (333 amino acids)
Biological process (GO): DNA damage checkpoint signaling; DNA repair
Cellular component (GO): checkpoint clamp complex
Source: RefSeq, a predicted model, not a curated record